Molecule: messenger RNA, 651 nt
Organism: Anolis sagrei ordinatus
Lineage: Eukaryota; Metazoa; Chordata; Lepidosauria; Squamata; Anolidae
Gene: SPMIP8
Product: sperm microtubule inner protein 8
Source: RefSeq, a predicted model, not a curated record
AUGGCGCAGGUGCUGGACCUGGUCCCGUGGCCGCCGGACGGUGCGCCUGUCUUUGCCUCCCCGGGGGUCCUGAUCCCUUUGGAGCCGCACAAGGCCCAGCUGGCCGGGGUCAAGAGCCAGAUCUACCACCCGGCCUUGCCCAGCCUCCGCCGCAUGGACAUGGACACCAUGGCCAACCGCCUGACCGACCAGCACGCACGCACCACCACCUACUGCUCCAAAGAUGACUUUGAAAAUGCGACGUUCACGUUGGCCGGAGUCCCCAACCUCCGCCUGCCCUCCCUGGGGAUGACGGAGCUGGGCCGUUCGCUGAGGUCGAGCUACCGCCCGGGGAAGAUGGCCCCUGAGAUGCCGGGCGCGGACCGCGAGGAGUGGCCCAGCUUCACCAAGGCCAUGGACGACUGGUCUCGCUUUGUCUCCACGGCCGGGGAGUUCAAGCUGCCCAGCGCCAAGAACCGGAUCCUUGGCUUCAGCUGCUACGCCUUGCGGUACCUCAAACCGGACGUCACACAAACCUGGAGGUGUUGCCUCAACCAGAACCCCAGUCUGGACAGAUAUGGACCAAAGCCCCUGCCUUACAACACGGUCAAUACCUAUAGGAGCUUUGGGUCGGCGCACAGCCGCUCCCAUUACCUCCAGCCUUGGCGCUAG